UGUGCCGGCUGUAGGGGCGGGGCCUGGAGCUGUGACGUGUAACAAUGGACCCGGUGCUGUACAUUGUAGCGGCUCUUCUCCUGGCCGUACUUCUCUACUUCACUGCCAGGAUCCGGGGACACACCGAGCAAGCUGACCAUGAGGACCAACAGAAUGUGGUGGCAGCAGCCGCGGCCAGACCGCGUUUCCAGCCAGAGGAGAGGGGGGAUGGAAUGCCACGGAGAAGGAUGAACAGGGGCAUGAUGGCCCAGAGGCAAGCACGGCGUAUGGAGGAGGAGAGAGAAGGUACCAAAUGA
Molecule: messenger RNA, 296 nt
Organism: Rana temporaria (common frog)
Lineage: Eukaryota; Metazoa; Chordata; Amphibia; Anura; Ranidae
Product: DDRGK domain-containing protein 1-like
Exons: 2
Coding region: 45-296 (83 amino acids)
Source: RefSeq, a predicted model, not a curated record